This is a messenger RNA of Indicator indicator, 1080 nucleotides long. It is a transcript of the gene B3GNTL1, whose product is annotated as UDP-GlcNAc:betaGal beta-1,3-N-acetylglucosaminyltransferase like 1. NCBI's taxonomy places the organism in Eukaryota, Metazoa, Chordata, Aves, Piciformes, Indicatoridae. The transcript is spliced from 12 exons. The record is from RefSeq and is a predicted model, not a curated record. Bases 1 to 1080 code for a protein of 359 amino acids.
AUGAUUUUAGAAAUUGCUUUAGCAGGGUUGGUGUUUGAGUCCCUGGAGGUGAUGUCUGUCAUUGUGCCUGUUCACAAUAGUGAAUGCUGGUUAGAUGAAUGCCUGAAGUCAGUUUGGGAACAAGAUUUUAAAGAAACCAUGGAGCUGUCAGUUUUUAACGAUGCCAGUAAGGAUGGUUCAGCUCAAAUAAUUGAGAAAUGGAAGAUCAAGUUGGAAGAUGCUGGUGUUCCUGUAAUCAUUGGUAGUAACGAUUCCUCUGAACCUCGAGGUGUUGGAUUUGCUAAAAAUCAAGCAGUCAUUCAGAGCUCAGGAACCUAUCUCUGCUUUCUGGAUUCGGAUGAUGUGAUGAUGCCACAGCGGAUUAGGCUGCAGCAUGAAGCUGCCAUUCAACGCCCAAACAGUAUUAUUGGUUGCCAAGUCACAAGGGAGCCACCGGAGUCUACUGAGCGGUAUACUCGUUGGAUCAAUAAUCUGACUGAGGAACAACUUCUGACACAGGUAUUUACCUCCCAUGGACCUACAGUGAUCAUGCCAACCUGGUUCUGUUCUCGAGAAUGGUUUUUUCACGUGGGAAAAUUUGAUGAGGGUGGAAAGGGUGUUCCAGAAGAUUUGUUGUUUUUUUAUAAGCAUCUCCAAAAGGGUGGUGAAGUCUUUCGAGUAAAUCGUUGCCUCCUGCUGUACCGUUACCAUCCCCAGGCUGCCACUCAUUCCAUCCUAGAGGAAACCAUCUGGAAUCACCGAGUCAGGUUUCUUGAAGACAGAGUCCUGAGCUCCUGGACGUCAUUCACCAUUUGGAAUGCUGGCAAGCAAGGCAAGAAGCUCUACAGAAGCUUGUCACCAGCUAAUCGGAAAAAGGUAACUGCGUUUUGUGAUGUGGAUGGGAAGAAAAUAGCAAAAGGAUUCUACACUUAUGAAGAAUCUGAGGAGAGAGCAAAACCAAAGGUUCCUGUAUGUCAUUUCAGAGAUGCAAUUCCACCCUUCAUCAUCUGCGUGAAGCUGGAUUUGACAGGUGGAACAUUUGAAACAAACCUGAGCAUGCUGAACUUGAAGGAAGGGAUGGAUUAUUACCACUUCAACUAA